Molecule: messenger RNA, 1185 nt
Organism: Onychomys torridus (southern grasshopper mouse)
Lineage: Eukaryota; Metazoa; Chordata; Mammalia; Rodentia; Cricetidae
Product: zinc finger and SCAN domain-containing protein 5B-like
Exons: 3
Coding region: 1-1185 (394 amino acids)
Biological process (GO): regulation of transcription by RNA polymerase II
Molecular function (GO): RNA polymerase II cis-regulatory region sequence-specific DNA binding; DNA-binding transcription factor activity, RNA polymerase II-specific
Source: RefSeq, a predicted model, not a curated record
AUGGCUAGCAACCUGCCGUCAGACAGCCUUCCAUCAGAGCAGACACCAUCACUAUCAUCCCAGGAAAGGAAUUCAGAAAAACCAGACUACAACCCUGAGGUUUGGCAUGUGAAGUUCAGAGCUUUCAGCCCCUCUGAGCAGUCGGACCCCAUCCAGGAUCUGAAGAGGAUCUCUGAGCUAUGCUAUCAAUGGCUGAGACCAGACCUGAAUAGCAAGGAGGAGAUGCUGGAUCAGCUGGUGUUGGAGCAGUUCAUGAUCUCCAUGCCUCCAGAACUGCAGGCCUUAGUGAAGGAGAGCAGAGUGAGGAGCUGCAAAGAGUUAGAGAAGCUGCUGAGGGAUGGUGAGAAACCACAACAUUGGGAAGUUUUGCCAGAUACAUUUCUUGAGAGCAGAGAACAGGAUGACCUGAGAAAUGAGCAGAGCCCGGGGAGUGACUCUGUGCAGGACAGGGAGGAGGCCUCUGUGAUGACACCUCAGGACCCUCAGCCAACACAGAGUUCUGAUUCUGUCAGAAGAAAGGAUGUAAAGAUUCCCCAGGAAGAUUCAAAUACAGAUGCUGCCAUACCGUUGACCCAUGUUCUGGAAAGAAGAGAUUCAGCUGCACACACAGAUCUUCAGAGUCUCUCUAGUUCCAAUGGAGACAAAGUUCCCACUGGUCCAGGAGGGGCCUCCUGUGUGGACAAGACACAAGAUGGGCAGCUAGGCCUUGCUUCCCUACAACCUGUAGAGCCUGUUGACCAUCUUGCCGGCCAGGCUCAGUUUGUGUGCAAUGAAUGCAAGAAGAGCUUCCCUUACAGGUCUCAGUUCAUCAUCCACCAGAGGUCUCACACAGGAGAGAGACCCUUUGAGUGCAGAGUGUGCAAAAAGGGGUUUGUGCAAUCCUCAGACCUUCGGGUCCAUCAGCGCAUCCACAGGGGUGAAAAGCCUUAUGUGUGCAACAUCUGCAGCAUGAUGUUUGCCCACAAGUCCACUCUGCGGGGUCACCUUAGGACCCACUCAAAGGAGAAGCCAUACGAGUGUGAGCACUGUGGGAAAUGCUUCAGCCACAGGGGCAACCUCAAUAUCCAUCUCCGCAUCCACAGCGACUCAAGACCUUACAGUUGUAAGGACUGUGACAAGGCCUUCAGACAGCAGGGGACUCUGAAAAAACACAUGAAAAUCCAUUCAAGAUGGGCAUCCUUGUGA